CGUCUUCCUGCUCUCAGCUGACACCCAGCAACAAACCAGGAUCCGUCGCAUCUGUCAGCAGGCUGGGAAUUUGCCUUUACCGGCCGGCACAGCCAUUCCUGCAAUCUCACAUUUAAACGCAGGUGUUUUUUUUGCGGGAUGCUGGCAUGUUCUGAUUCACCAGGCAAGCGAUGUAUAAGACGAGCACCGAGGGGACCGGACCGGUGGAGGUUCUGUUGACUUUGGCCUGCCGAGCCCAGCUUGUCGGGCCGGUCGGAGGAUGGAGCCGCGGCUGACCGGGGAUGGCAAGCCGUCCGUGUCCUGGAUCCUCGGCCCUGUCCUCGUCUUCUCCUUCUUGGCUCUGUUAGUCAGCUGUCACGAGACCUGCAAACACAGAGCCCCCUCUCCGAGUGAGGUUGUCCAUGUGUAUUUGAAACAUGAGCGUUUGACAAAGAGAAGUUCACCUGACGACCUUCAGCUAAAGAUAAAAAUCAUAUAUGACUACAGCGUUGACCAGCUUCCUGCAGACAAGAGAAGACUGGUGAAGGAUAAGCUGUUUCCUCAGGCCAUUGACUACCUGCAGAGGGCUUUCAGUGUGAGGCGAAGAGUGGGACCUGUGCUGCUCAGCAGACAAUGUGCAACCAACCAGUACUUGAGGAAGAGAGAUGACCCUCAUCGUUAUUGUCAGGGCGCCUGUGCGGAUGUCACCCGGUGUGGUCCUGUCGUUGUUCCACAGCACCACCUUCAGCAAUGCAAGGUGUGCAGUGAGUCAGGGAAAUCGUGUGGUCCCUCAGGCCCCCCUGAUGGUCCUGGAGUGGAUGGGUCUGACUUUGUGCUGUACGUCAGCGGCAUCACCACAGAGCGCUGUGGACAGGAGAAUAUAGUGGCCUAUGCUGCAUACUGUCAGCUAGAGGCAGAGCUGGACAGACCCAUAGCAGGCUACGCCAAUCUGUGUCCUACUAUGAUCUCCUCACAGCCUCAGGAGUUUGAAGGGAUGCUCUCCACUGUAAAACAUGAGAUCAUCCACGCUCUGGGGUUCUCAGCGGGUCUCUUUGCCUUCUACCAUGAUGACGAGGGCAAACCUCUGACUCCUCGCUUCACCAGUGGCCUACCGCCCUUUAACGAAAGUUUGGGUCUGUACCAGUGGAGCGAGGCAGUGAUCAGGAGGGUCAGCAGGCUGUGGAACAUCCGAGGAGGAAAGAUGGUCCAUCAUCAAGUGCACGUCCUUGUUACACCCCGCGUUGUGGAGGAGGCGAGGAGACAUUUCAAUUGUCCUAUUUUAGAGGGAAUGGAGCUGGAGAACCAAGGAGGGACAGGAACUGAACUGAACCACUGGGAGAAGAGAUUGCUGGAGAAUGAGGCAAUGACGGGCUCCCACACACAGAACCGCGUGUUUUCCCGCCUGACAUUAGCCAUCAUGGAGGACAGCGGAUGGUACAGAGCCAACUACAGUCUGGCCCAGAGGCUGGACUGGGGUCGAGGCCUCGGCUGUGAUUUUGUGAUGAAGAGCUGCAAGUUCUGGAUGGAUAAACAGAGAGAGAGACGACAUCUUGUCACACCGUACUGCGACACGGUGCGAGCCUCUCCUCUGCAGCUCACCUGCAGACAGGACCAGCUGGCUGUGGCUGUCUGCAACCUGCAGAAAUAUCCACAAGAGCUGCCACUGGAGUACCAGUACUUCGAGCGGAUCCCAGACGUGACUCCUGAUCAGUUGCAGUUCUUUGGCGGCGCCGUGGAGAUCGCUGACUACUGUCCGUUCAGCCAGGAGUUCAGCUGGCACCUCAGUGGAGAAUAUCAGAGAAACUCCUACUGCAGAGUGGCAGAGAACCAGCCAGACUGGUGGAGGAACUACGGAGCAGAGCAGUAUGGACCAGACUCGGUGUGUCUGUACCAGAAAUCUGCUUUUGUUAUGGAGCAGUGCACCAGGAAGAUGACCUACCCUGACUGGGGCUCUGGAUGCUACAAGGUGUCAUGCGUGGCUCAAGGCCUGAAGGUGUACGUUCAGGAUCGCUCUUUUCUUUGUGUGCGUAAAGGUCAGCCGCUGAGCGUGAGUGUGCGGGUCAACGACUGGGUUUACAACGGCGUCCUGAUCUGUCCCGCCUGUACCGACUUCUGUGACGACUGCCCUCUUCCUCACCAGCUGCCACCCAUCAACACCUCCAGGAGUAACCCAAUUGACCCGUGCUCCAGUUCUCCAGGUCUGGCCAUCACUCUAUGGCUCCUGAUGCUCAACCUGCUCCCACUAAUGGCUGGACUGCUGCUCUGCCACUGCAGCUGAUAAAAACACCCCGGCACACACACAAAGGUAGCUGGACAAUAAUGACGAAAUCAUAUUUGACUGAUCUCAUUUUUUAACUUUUAACGUAGCCAUCUGGAUCUAGGCUGCAGAGAUUAUCUUCUAUUUGUCUUUUUUGUUCUCUUUCUUUUUUCUUUUCCCUGCUCCCUUUCUCUCUUUGUAUUGCUUUUUCAGUUAGUUUCUCCAUCAUUCCUUCCUCAGGACGUCUGCUCAUUCAUCUGUCCAUAUUUUUGCAGCAGUUUGUCUUUUUAGGGACGUUUGUCUCCCCACUGUCAGGGAUCUUGUUUUUUUUUUUGUUUUUUUUUAAGCUGGAAUGUGGUCAUAUGAAACAAUUUCCAGUUUAGGAAAGAAGAAAUCACAUUGUUUCUUUGGCCCAAGAUGGUGGAAGGUACUGUAUUCUACGUCAGACAUUUUUGCAGCAGGAAAUCUGAUGGCUUUAUUUACUUAAUCUUGGGAUCACUCUGCAUUUUUGCUUCUUUUUUUUUUCUGAUGGAAACUUGAAGAAAAGAUGGUGAAGAACCGGUAUGUGCCAUCCAGGUUUGAAGCCAAUUUCUGGUCAGUUACAGCUGCUACAUUUUCUCAUCUAUAGAGUUGGCACCAAGUGGAAAAAAAACGCAGUUAUUCAUUACUUGACAGUUAAAGUAUUAAAGUUGUUCAUGUGACCGAUCAAGAAACGUUUUAAAUUAUACCUCCUUCCAUAAAAAAUGUGAUUAAUAUGUGAGAGGUGGCAUCAGGGGCAGAUCUAGAGUUUAGAUAGGAUUGAAGUCAUGAGGUAUGAUUCCCAGUCUCCUUUACAGUAGCAUCUACACAGACAGGAUGAGACGGAUCAAAAACAUGUCCGGUCCAAACAGAUUUCCUGUAAGGGAACAGUUUGGACACAGUUAACUUCCCCUGCUUAGGUCUGGAGUUAACUGAUAAGACAGGCUGUGGGUUUACUUUUACUUUUACUUUUACUUUAACAAUUUCAGCUUUUUUUUUAAUCUAGUGGAGUUCAGUAGUUGAAAUGGAAUCCAUUUGUGAGAUCUGUGACUGCUUCAGAGAACUGGAAAUUCACCAGGAGUCACUGGUGGAGAUGGAGGGAUUGAUCCAUAUAGCUUUUUUUUUUAGAUCUAAUACUGGUUAUUGGUAGUAAAUGAGACUGGUAAUUGAAACAAUGGAGAAACUCGGAAUAAUCAAAUGUUUAAAAGAGACAAAAGUCCAGGGAAUCAGCAUUUCAUAUAAGGUUAGUUGAAUUUUUAACAAAGUAAAAUUAAAUAAAACAAGAAAAAAAAUCAGUUUGCAAUGAAAUCUGCUGUUGAAUUGGAACUAGGAGAGUUAUUGAUUACAUGCGUAGCACUUUACUGCCAAUGUGGAACUGCUGCUGUUCCAGUUAAGAAUUGAGUUUUGAACCAUUUGGAGCCAAUUUAGAAUCCCAGCUCAAACUAAAAAGUAGUUUUCUCAUUAACAUGACGCGUUAAAUGUUGUGAGUGUGUCACAUUCUAAAGUUUUGUAAUAGAGGAUGGAGACAAAACAGUAUGUAAGUCCAAGAAACUAAUAGAAACACUAGGCAGUAAUUGCUCGGUGCUCGGCUGUGAUGUAGUUACUACUGAGAUUAAAGAAACACUAGGAAUUAACACGAGAGAGGCAGGACAAGUUGCUUUCACCUGAAGCCAAGAAUGAACCACUAGGGCUGGGCAAUCAUGGC
Messenger RNA from Sphaeramia orbicularis (orbiculate cardinalfish), 3959 nucleotides. RefSeq names its product leishmanolysin-like (metallopeptidase M8 family) (gene lmln). Gene Ontology annotation, molecular function: metalloendopeptidase activity. The record is from RefSeq and is a predicted model, not a curated record. The coding region runs from base 260 to 2257 and encodes 665 amino acids. The transcript is spliced from 16 exons. Gene Ontology annotation, cellular component: membrane; cytoplasm. Lineage: Eukaryota; Metazoa; Chordata; Actinopteri; Kurtiformes; Apogonidae. Gene Ontology annotation, biological process: cell adhesion; proteolysis.